UCGCGGAAGACGAACCAUCUCAGUAAGCAUAGAAUUUCCCUUAUCAGACGACAGCGUCUAACUUUUGCCCCCGCGUAGACUUCACUCGGUGUUCAUUGAAGACUUCUCACAUUAAAUUUGGAACAAUCACCCCCAAUGAUGUCGAAAAUAGUUUUGUCGUUUGUAUUUACGAUGCUAUGUCAAGGGCUCCAUGUGGAUAUCAAAAAUAUGUGCCCACGAUCCGACAAGUUUUGUGUGAAAGUGAAACUGAACCCUUCCGAAAGCUACGAACUGGAUCGCAAUGUGACCUAUCCCCAUCAAAAAGUGACCUUCAGUGGCUCGCGAGUAUACGCUAUUCCUGGGCAUUUCUUCUUUGUGUUUCCCAAUGUUCGCUUUUUAACAAUGAAUCGGUGCAAUGUUCGGAACUUGGAGGAAGCAGACUUCAUGGGGGCGGAGAAUCUGGUCCGGCUGGAAAUGUGGAAAAAUCAGAUUCGCGAAUUGCCUCGUGACUUGUUCUCGGGGUGCCGAAACUUAGAGUGGUUGGACUUGAGUUCAAAUCAAAUAAAAACCCUGCACCCCCACAGCUUCCAUGGACUAAGACGACUGAGGAAGCUACUACUCUUUAGGAAUCAAAUCCAUACUCUUCCCCCGAUACUAUUCCGUGACCUGGUAGCGUUGGAGACUGUUCACUUGGAGGAUAACAGGAUUGAAAUUUUGGAGGAGAAUAUAUUCAUUGCGAAUUCCAGACUCGGUAUUGUCCGCAUUCGCAACAAUCGUCUGAAAGUUGUUCAUCCAAGCAUAUUCCUUUCCAUGCGCAAUUUAUAUUGGCUCGACUUAUCGCGCAACUAUUUCGACGAAAUCCAGACAAACACGCUGGACACGCUCCAUAUAAAUGAUGGAAUGGUGAAAAAGUGCUUCAUCAACGGCAAAAUUCGGAAUCUCCAUGCGGACAAUAACGAAAUCCAAUCGCUCUACAUUAGGGACCUUACAAAUACGCAGGAAAUUCACAUAUCCAGGAACAAACUGUACGAUCUGAGCAGCAUUCACGGUGCAAAACAUUUGAGCAAAUUGGACGCUUCCCAGAACAAGCUGGGCCUCUUGAACUCCUUGGAUUUUUCUCAAAUGGCGGACUUAAUGUACUUAAACUUAUCAAAUACGGACUUGAUUCUUCCGGGAAAGAACGCCUUUGCAAGGCUCACAAAUCUUGCAACUCUUGAUUUAUCUCACAACCAAAUGAGGGAGUUGCCUCCAGAUCUACUGACUCCUUUGCGAAAUUUGCGGGAGUUGCACUUGGAUUAUAACAAACUGACGCAGGUUAACUAUUCAAACUUGCGAGACUCCUCGCCCGCUUUGAAGUACCUCGGGCUCCACGGGAAUAAUUGGAGGUGCUCAUAUCUACGGGACCUCGUGGAAUACAUGGAUCGCAAUGGAAUAUCAGUGUCAAAAGGAAUCUAUGACGACAGCGUUGGUGGGACGCAUAACGUGGCAGGUAUUAAUUGCACACUCUUGUAGUUGUUCCAUUCGUAAUAUUUUAUUCUGUAUAGGAGUUACGUGUUUUAUUUAAUAAACAAUAUUAAGUGUGA
Messenger RNA from Hermetia illucens (black soldier fly), 1562 nucleotides. It is a transcript of the gene alrm, whose product is annotated as leucine-rich repeat transmembrane neuronal protein 2. Gene Ontology annotation, molecular function: protein binding. The record is from RefSeq and is a predicted model, not a curated record. Bases 136 to 1491 code for a protein of 451 amino acids. Gene Ontology annotation, cellular component: extracellular matrix. Lineage: Eukaryota; Metazoa; Arthropoda; Insecta; Diptera; Stratiomyidae. The transcript has a single exon.